Messenger RNA from Penicillium samsonianum, 4956 nucleotides. RefSeq names its product pentafunctional protein ARO1. The coding region runs from base 1 to 4752 and encodes 1583 amino acids. Gene Ontology annotation, biological process: aromatic amino acid biosynthetic process; chorismate biosynthetic process. Gene Ontology annotation, molecular function: 3-phosphoshikimate 1-carboxyvinyltransferase activity; shikimate kinase activity; shikimate 3-dehydrogenase (NADP+) activity. Lineage: Eukaryota; Fungi; Ascomycota; Eurotiomycetes; Eurotiales; Aspergillaceae. The record is from RefSeq and is a predicted model, not a curated record. Gene Ontology annotation, cellular component: cytoplasm. The transcript has 2 exons.
AUGUCUGAACCCACCAAGAUCAGCAUCUUGGGCCGGGAGAGCAUUGUCGCUGAUUUUGGUCUUUGGCGCAAUUUUGUCGCAAAGGACCUGAUCAGUGGCUUGUCCUCGACGACCUACGUUCUCAUCACCGAUACCAACCUCGGAUCUCUUUAUACCCCCACUUUCCAAAAGACUUUUGAGGCUGCCGCCGCUUCCAUCACCCCAGCCCCGCGGCUCCUUAUCCACCAUGCGGCCCCCGGAGAAAGCUCCAAGUCACGGCAGACGAAAGCCGACAUCGAAGAUUGGAUGCUGAGCCAGAACCCACCAUGUGGUAGAGACACAGUGAUCAUUGCGCUGGGUGGUGGUGUGAUUGGGGAUUUGACUGGAUUUGUUGCAGCAACCUACAUGCGAGGUGUGCGCUUCGUGCAGGUCCCAACCACGCUCCUUGCCAUGGUGGACUCCUCAAUCGGAGGAAAGACUGCUAUUGACACUCCGCUUGGUAAGAACCUCAUUGGUUCUAUCUGGCAGCCAUCGAGGAUUUACAUUGAUCUCGAGUUCCUCGAGACUCUCCCCGUCCGAGAGUUCAUCAAUGGUAUGGCCGAGGUCAUUAAGACUGCUGCCAUCUCAAGUGAAGAGGAGUUCACUGCCUUGGAAGAUAACGCAGAUUUAAUUUUGGCUGCUGCGCGCAGCGAGCCGAAGGCUGGGCAAGGUCGCUUUGACGGCAUCCGGGAUAUCCUGAAGGCUAGAAUCUUAGCAUCGGCACGUCACAAGGCCUUUGUUGUCUCCGCAGAUGAGCGUGAGGGCGGCCUUCGCAACCUGCUCAACUGGGGUCAUUCUAUUGGACAUGCCAUUGAGGCGAUCCUUACCCCUCAGAUCCUUCACGGAGAAUGUGUUGCAAUCGGCAUGGUGAAGGAGGCAGAGCUUGCGAGACAUUUGGGUACCCUGAAAGGUGUCGCCGUCGCUCGUGUGGUAAAGUGUAUCUCGGCGUACGGCUUGCCCACUUCCAUGAAAGAUCCACGGGUUCGUAAGUUGACUGCUGGUAAGCACUGCUCUGUAGACCAAUUGCUGUUCAACAUGGCUUUGGACAAGAAAAACGAUGGCCCGAAAAAGAAGGUUGUGCUCUUGUCAGCCAUUGGCCGCACUCACGAGCCAAAGGCUAGUGUUGUCUCUAAUGAGGAUAUCGGUGUCGUCCUUGCUCCCAGCAUUGAGGUUCACCCUGGAGUGCCUAAGUCGCUCAAUGUCACUUGCGCACCGCCCGGAUCGAAGAGUAUCUCCAACCGUGCCCUUGUGCUUGCUGCGCUCGGUUCUGGAACCUGCCGCAUCAAGAAUCUCUUGCACUCCGACGACACUGAGGUCAUGUUGAAUGCCCUAGAGCGGCUCGGUGCGGCAACUUUCUCUUGGGAGGAGGAAGGCGAGGUCCUUGUUGUAAACGGCAAAGGCGGAAAGAUUAUCGCAAGUCCUUCGCCUUUGUACUUGGGUAACGCCGGUACUGCCUCGCGAUUCCUCACCACCGUGGCUACACUCGCUACUCCCAGCAGUGUCGACUCGAGUGUCUUGACCGGCAACAACCGCAUGAAGCAAAGGCCCAUUGGUGAUCUUGUUGACGCUCUUACCGUUAAUGGUGCCGGUGUCGAGUACAUGGAAAGCAAGGGAUGUCUUCCUCUCAAGAUCGCCGCCUCUGGAGGCUUCGCAGGAGGAAAGAUCAACCUGGCCGCUAAAGUUUCCUCUCAGUACGUCUCCUCGCUGCUCAUGUGCGCUCCGUACGCCAAGGAGCCAGUGACGUUGAAGCUGGUCGGUGGUAAGCCUAUUUCACAGCCUUAUAUCGACAUGACCACUGCGAUGAUGAGAUCUUUCGGCAUCGACGUGAAGAAGUCUACCACCGAAGAGCACACCUACCACAUUCCUCAGGCUCACUACGUGAACCCUGCCGAAUAUGUUGUGGAGAGCGACGCAAGCUCUGCAACCUAUCCUUUGGCCAUUGCUGCCGUCACCGGUACCACCUGCACCGUCCCUAACAUUGGUUCCAAGUCUCUUCAGGGCGAUGCUCGUUUCGCAGUGGAUGUUCUAAGGCCUAUGGGCUGCUCCGUUGUACAGACUGAUACUUCAACCACUGUUACCGGACCUACUGAUGGCGUCUUGCAGCCGCUGCCUAAUGUGGAUAUGGAGCCCAUGACAGAUGCCUUCCUUACUGCCUCCGUUCUCGCGGCCGUUGCCCGGGGCAAGGGCUCGAACCACACAACUCGUAUCUACGGUAUUGCAAACCAGCGUGUUAAGGAAUGUAACCGUAUCAAGGCUAUGAAAGACGAAUUGGCUAAAUUCGGGGUGGUGUGCCGUGAGCAUGACGACGGGCUUGAGAUCGACGGCAUUGAGCGUUCUACCCUUCGCCAGCCCUCCGGUGGUGUUUUCUGUUACGAUGACCACCGGGUCGCGUUCAGUUUCAGUGUGCUGUCUCUUAUCGCUCCCCAGUCUACCCUUAUUCUGGAGAAAGAAUGUGUUGGCAAGACCUGGCCUGGCUGGUGGGACGCCUUGAAGCAAAUGUUCAGCGUGAACCUUAAUGGCAAAGAACUGAAGGAAUCUGAGCAUGCUGCCUCGAGCGAUGUGGAGCGGAGCAGCGCCUCUGUCUUCAUCAUCGGUAUGCGUGGCGCUGGAAAGACCACCACUGGCAACUGGGUUGCUAAGGCCCUUGGUCGUCGGUUCGUCGAUCUUGACACAGAGCUUGAGACUUCCGAGGGUAUGACUAUCCCCGAUAUAAUCAAGACACGUGGCUGGGAGGGAUUCAGAGACGCAGAACUUGCUGUCCUUCAGCGCGUCCUUAAGGAUCAUCCUACUGGCCAUGUCUUCGCCUGCGGCGGAGGUGUUGUCGAAAUGCCAGAGGCACGAAAGCUGCUUACCGACUACCACAAGAGCAAGGGCAACGUGCUCCUCAUCAUGCGCGACAUCAACCUAGUGAUGGACUUCCUCCAGAUUGAUAAGACCCGCCCUGCCUACGUGGAGGACAUGAUGGGCGUGUGGCUACGACGUAAGCCUUGGUUCCAAGAGUGCAGCAACAUCCAGUACUAUAGCCAGCACUCCAGCUCAACGAAGCUAGCCCUUGCCUCAGAGGACUUUACCCGCUUCAUGCGGGUAGUCACUGGCCAAGUAGACAGCCUUGGUCUCAUUAAAAAGAAGAAGCACAGCUUCUUCGUCUCAUUGACUCUACCUGAUCUCCAACCGUCGGGCGAUAUUAUCACUGAGGCUUGCGUCGGGUCUGAUGCUGUCGAACUACGGGUCGACCUGUUGAAGGACCCUACAGUUGACGGCGAUAUUCCCUCGGUUGACUACGUCAACGAACAAAUGUCUAUUCUUCGCCGUCGUACCACCCUGCCGCUCAUCUUCACCAUCCGCACCAAGAGCCAAGGUGGCCGCUUCCCCGAUGAUGCUCAUGAUGCGGCAAUGCAGCUGUACCGACUAGCGUUCCGUUCUGGGUGCGAAUUCGUGGAUCUUGAGAUAGCAUUCCCUGACGCAAUGCUCCGUGCCGUCACUGAGAUGAAGGGUUACUCUAAAAUCAUCGCCUCACACCAUGAUCCUAAGGGCACUCUGUCGUGGGCCAACAUGUCCUGGAUGCAAUUCUACAACCGUGCUCUGGAGUACGGCGAUGUGAUUAAGCUCGUCGGUGUUGCCAAUACCCUUGAUGAUAACAAUGCCCUUCGGAAGUUCAAGACAUGGGCUGAAGAAGCCCACGAUGUGCCGCUGAUUGCAAUCAACAUGGGCGACAGUGGUCAGCUCAGCCGUAUCCUGAACGGUUUCAUGACCCCAGUGUCUCACCCCAGCCUUCCUUUCAAGGCGGCACCUGGUCAGCUGUCCGCUGCAGAGAUUCGCCGUGGUCUCUCCCUGAUGGGUGAGAUCAAGGCCAAGAAGUUCGCUAUCUUCGGUUCCCCUGUCUCCGGCUCGCGGUCUCCCGCUCUUCACAACACCCUCUUCGGCAAAAUGGGUCUACCCCACGUGUACUCUCGCCUGGAGACUACCAACAUCGAAGAUGUCAAGGACUUCAUCCGCGCCCCGGACUUCGGUGGUGCCUCAGUGACAAUCCCCCUCAAGAUGGACAUUAUGCCCCUGCUCGACGAAGUCGCUCAGGAGGCUGAAAUCAUCGGCGCCGUCAACACUGUCGUGCCCGUCCCCAACGGCGACAAGCCCCCUCGUUUGAUUGGCUACAACACCGACUGGCAAGGCAUGAUCCGAUGCAUGCGCAACGCAGGCGUUUACGGUUCCACCGGCAACGAGAGUGCUGUUGUCAUCGGCGGCGGCGGUACUGCCCGUGCUGCCAUCUUCGCCCUCCACAACAUGGGCUUCUCGCCAAUCUACGUGGUGGGCCGCACCGCCAGCAAGCUCGAGAGCAUGGUCUCGACCUUCCCGACCAACUACAACAUCCGCGUUAUCGACAACGUGGCCCAGCUUGACACCGUUCCCCAGGUCGCUAUCGGCACGAUCCCCGCUGACCGUCCCAUCGACCCUGUCAUGCGCGAGACGCUCUGCCACAUGUUCGAGCGCGCUCAGGAGAUCGACGGUACUCUCAUCGGCAAGUCUUCUGAAGCUAGCAUGCACCGUGUUCUUCUUGAGAUGGCCUACAAGCCUACCGUCACCGCCUUGAUGCAGCUUGCAUCUGAUGCGGGUUGGACCACCAUUCCUGGACUGGAGGUCCUUGUUGGACAGGGUGUGCACCAGUUCGUUCACUGGACUGAUAUCACUCCUUUGUACCAUGAGGCAAGAGACGCCGUCAUGGGUACUGCUGAAUGAUCAUGAAUGCCUCAUGAAUAUCUCGGGCUUUUUUUUCUCCAUUUUCCAUAUUUGAUGCCAUACCAUGUGCCAUGUUCCAUGUUCUACCGGCGGCUGAGCGGGUUAUUAAAAGCAUUCAACAAAACUUGUCCUGAAUUGUAUCUUGUUUGUCGUGUUUAUAAGAUAGUUCUAUCUACAUAUAGUUCCAUUUCGGUCAAUUCUAUU